Messenger RNA from Tuber aestivum (summer truffle), 6380 nucleotides. The record is from the annotation of a GenBank genome assembly. NCBI's taxonomy places the organism in Eukaryota, Fungi, Ascomycota, Pezizomycetes, Pezizales, Tuberaceae.
AUGCUACAUAGAUCCAGUAGAAUUGCGAACUGCGUGUUUACUGGGCUGUCACCUCGACGUCCCCAUUGCACUUCUUCGGGGAUGUCCACUCCGUGGGUUCGGCGAGCCUAUCGUGUUGUAUCAAUUCAUUCUCCGCCUUACGAUCAGAAGCGUGGUGGGGAAGGGUGUCUCCCGCUCCAACGAUCUCAUCACUCAACCAACCCUCUCCUCAUGCCACAGCCCACGGGUACCUCCAGGGACGGCAUAAUCGUCCCCGCAUGGAGAACCACUUGCCUUCCCCCCCAAAAAAUCACCCCUGCUCAGACUACCGGUACAUGGUACCCGCCUCUUAAAAUCGGGGAGCACCCAUAUUCAACCCCCCCAAAUACUCACUCACUUCUGAUUGGUCAAAUCUUCGUGAUCCUGGCUUACAAGACAAUCAAUGGCGAUUGUGGACUGUACCGGAUUUGAAUGCUCCUCGGCCGCACCUUCCAACAAGUUUGGUAUUCGCGACUGAGAAGUCAAAAAAAAAAAAAUACCGCUCGGAUUUCGAUGCUAUGCCGCCUAGGCGCACCCGCAUCUGAUCCCCACCCACGCCUUACCAAUAAUAACGGGCUUACCUAGAUUGACUCAUGUCGAUCUCCGAGAAGUGUUAUUCUCGCCCCGGGGCAGUACAGAAAGCUACCUAUACGGCGCACUGAUCAUGUCACUCUCGUCCCUGCUGCUAAUUUUUUUUUUAAGUUAGUGCAAAGGAUAUGUACUCAGGGUGUGUCAGUAAAAAAUCGGGAAACUGUUCUGCUGUUUCCUUACAAUCCUCUGUGGCGACUAGGGUUAUGUUUUUCGAUUUUUGUGGACACACCCGGGUAUGGGCGGAGAUGGCCUACUUGAUCAUGCGUCCCUCAGAGGGUUGGUGAUGAUUCUGGGAAGCCUAUAAAAGGCAUUUGCAUGGUUUUGUUCCUGGUCACGAUAACGAGAAUAGGUCACCUUAGUCGCCACCUGCGGACAUCUUUGAAAUUGCGCUAUCGCCUUAUUUUGUUAUGGCUCAAUUUAGUGAUACUCUCUGAUGUGGCAAUGAUGGAUGGGUUACAGGAGGUGGGAAAAUAGCAACGUAAGAACAAGAAUAACCCCCACUUCCUCAUCGACCGGCGACGGAAAGAUCGUGAACUUUUAGGGGGAGCAAGCAGGUAGGUUCUUUGCAUCCUCACCCAUUUAUUUAUUUUUCGUUUCAACUCCUGUCCGGAGGUAGCCAUCUAUUCACAAACAGAGACCCUAUUGUUAGCAGGCGGUAUUGUAAUCAACCUUUUUUAACGUUGAUGGGACCGGAUUGGUCGUUCCUAAUCCUUUUUUCAGUAAUCUGGGAGGUCCUGUAUUCGGGCCAAGAAUCGAAAGUAGACUGAGCUCGCACGAUAAUGUGUAUUAUCGUGCUGAUGGGUUGACCGAAGCUCAUGUCACAGUUGUUGGUUGGACAGAAGGUAUUAUGCCUAGUCUGCCAGUAUAGUGGUUAUGGGGUGAGGUUUUUAUUUUAUUUUAUUUUAUUUUAUUUUAUUUUAUUUUUAAUUUUAAUUUUACUAACAAGGCGAGAACAUCUAAGGCCCAACCUUAUAUGAUACCUGGGGAGGCAUCAUGCGGCCGAGUGGAAUUAGCCAGUUUUAUUUAGUCCGAGAUUCUUGGUUAUCCUCAUUAGGGCUUCCUAUCAGGACUCCGAACUCGAGUGUGUGUGGCCAGAGGGUAUCAAUCGAGAUGGCUGUGCCAAAUUGGAGCGAUCCUCCCUUUUUCGUCCGGUGACUUUAUUUGAAAACAGAAAUUAAAUAACUGUCAAAUUGGCGAGGGUCUGAAUCUGAUCUCGGAAGCCACCUUAUAGCUGGUUGUUGCACAGCUUAUUACUCUCGAUUCGCUGGAAUACUUGUAUAAGCCUGAAAGGCACAUUAAAAAUCAUUUCCUCACUUCCCCUCGCUCACCGUUUUCGCGUUAGCAUGACUGCCUCCUGUCCUCUAUUAACUUGCAUCCUGGAAGGUUGAAUAUUAUCCUGGGAAGAAAAGAGUCGAAAUUAAAACGAGUUCGUGGCUCCUGUUCGAGAAGAUGCAGGUAUCAGUUCGCCCACCUCGACCCCCUGUUUUCCUUUGUUCUAUGUUCGAAUGGGGCAAAUGAGCGGUGGCGAGCAUCCAAUUGUUUGGUCACAAAGCUGGACUGAAUCCCAUGCUCCCCGACCAGUCUUCACACUUUAGGGCUGUCUUUCAUGGUGUGUUACGCAUCAUAAUUAUCUCCGCAAGCAUGCAGCUACCCGGUGUGGAAUCCUUUGACAAAAGGUUUGCUUUUUGGUUUUAUUGUGUGGUGGGUGAGUUGGACAGAGGCCAUCUGAGGGAGAGUACAUUUCGUUUGUCAUACUGACUCUGCAGCUAGUCUUGAUGUUCUUUUCUGCGGCCAUCGUAUCGUAUGACUAUUUGUGCAAACGCAGUCCUCGGACUCUUGCGCAGCUGGGCCAAUCUAGCUCAGUUUCCGGUCCAACGCUGCGACUGAACCUUCUAAUCCGACGGAAAGAGAGAAAUCUUGAGGUUCCUCAUUUUCUAUUGUUAGAACGAGGAAGAAGGGGUGGGGAGAAAGUCUUACUUUCUGAGAACUCUAGGGAAGGCGCCGAGGCCUCCAUACGACGCGCCUUAGGAACAUCUGGCGGGCGAAGUAGAGAAGGUGAGGCUGGUGUACAUGUCUGGGUGUACAGUAUGCAUAUGGUGUCCGAAAUUUUCUUCUAACGGAUUCCUUAGGGAAAAUGGGGCGGAUUAUAAUUGCAGUGGAGACAGGAAUUCCCCGAGGGCAAUCAACCUGGAAAAUCAUGUGGGUGCGGACUGGGGGGAAGAAAUAUCGUAAAGUCUAUUUAUUUGCAGUCAACGUUUGUCUGCGGGUGGUGAAUCAUGAGCUCUGGUCCCCUGUUGAUUAAGUUAUGCUGGCGGAAUGGCAUGGUUUCUGUUUUUGACUUCUCUACUGGCUACACUCGCCGUUCUAUAACUUUUAGGCCCCAACUUGUUGUACUCUUGUACUCUGGGUUCCGCUGCGCGCCAUUGAUUCCAGAGGACAACCGACGGUGCUUUCCCCUAGCCUUACCGCCCCGAUACAAACGUAUACGACUCUACUUUCCCCAUCCGUCCCGACACACUUCACUCGCCCCUCAGAUACCUUCUAACUUUAGUUAAAUCAAUGAUUAGAUGUUAUGAAGUUGCCUUCCCAGUAUGCUGGAUCCAGUGCCAUACGGACCCUAGCCGUAUGGUACUCGCUUCGUUCUAACGGGAGUUUCGGUUGCCAAUGAUAAGUGAUGGAUGGUUGCAGCGUCUGAGGGAGACAGCAGGUGCAGAUAAAGGGGAUUCAUAUAUGUACGUAUAUCGUAUAUUCCUCAUUUUUUUCCCCACACACUGGAGCUAGACUUUGGAGACUUAAGGCAGCUGCACAAACUUCUUUACGGUAUUUACUUUUUUCACACACAAAGGAUAACAGGCGAAAACAAACAAGCACGGGACCUGUCAGGCGCCCAGAGCGCUCUACGAGAUUCUCCCCAGCUUGACCAAUGAUUAAACCCUCUGAUGCCUCCGUGUAAGUAGGUAUGUCAAGAAAAGUAUCUAGGGAUUAUGUUGACGGUGCAUAUUUUAGAAAUAUGCUCCCAUAAUCCAACUACCCUUUAGCUAUUGCUGGACUAUUACUGGUGUUCACCCCGUUUCUCUCUCACUCCCCCCCCUCUCCCUCUCCCCCCACACACUUUUCUACCUCGUUUCCUUCUCUAGAAGCAUGCUGUGAGUGUUUAUUUUGUUAUAACUGCGACCCCAUCCUGUGCUUCAGCCCGGCUCUCUUGUGCGUUUCCCUCCCCCAUCUCUUUCUGUUCACCCUCCCUUGACACCACCCUUCAACCCCAAUUCUCAAAGCGCGACCCCAAUAGUCCUUACUAUCCACUCUGCCGGACGGAGACAGUGCGCCGUGUGCCCCCUUCGAGUGUCCGUCCGUACGCCGUCAGCUCCUGAUAUUCCCAUUUUCCCUUUCAAUAUCUACUUUUCUCUCAUUCCUGAACUCAAGCUCACUCUGCCCGCUGGUGGCCCCCAUCCAAGCUUGAAAUUGGGCCAUUCUAUAUUGCGCUGGAAAGUUUAAGCUAGAUACGUUCGUUUUUACCUCCUUCAUUCGAAUCUACGGGAGCGCCAAUACUAUUCUCAAUCCUGCUAUCGGAGUUGAAUUCUCUGGAAAAACUUCCGUCAAACUUCCUCCAAGCCCUUGCUCCGUCGGCGAUCUCAGGAAUCUUUCCAGUUCGCCUUUUGACGGACACUGUAAGGAGCCAACCAUGACUCGCCAUCCGCUGAACCAAUUGAGCUAUGCAAGCGAUCCCCCAUUGGAAUACCGUCAGCCCAGGGGUAUUCCCCCUCUACCUCAAGACAGGUCAAUGUCAUUGUCUCUGUGCCGGCAGAACCCCCGAACGGACCCAAUGACUAGGCAGACUUCUCGGUCUGGGUCUAGCUCCCACGGAUCAAGUGCGAAUGCCAAUAGCAGUGGCACGCCCAGGCGUCGGAUCCAAGUAGCUGUGGGUUCAAUCCUUUUCCUUUCCUUCGUUUAUCUGAGUUAUGUCCGCCGGUCCCCGGAACGGGGAGAAAGAGAAUUGUUGCCCGAACUCACAGCUUUGCUUGGGAAAACCUGGUGUUUUGCAUCCAACUCCAUUGGUUUUCCUCCAAUGUAGAGGGUUUUCUAAGUUGAUUUCAUAUUACCCUCCGACUCCAAACAGUUCUUUCCCCAUCAGGAAACGCUUGGCUAAUAAAUAUCGUGCGGCAAUUCAGUGUGGGCGAUGUCGCAAGCGCAAGAUCAGAUGCAGUGGGGACCCUGGGGAUAAUACGGGCUGCACUAAUUGCAAGUCGGCGAGCGUUCCGCAAGGAACCUGUAUAUUCUUGAGGGUGCAGUGUGAGAUGGCGGAGCUCGUACCCGAACACAUGCUCGUGGUGAGUGGUUACGAGCAGGUCCCCCCAACAACUAUCGACCUUCCCCCUCCCCCAUACUCCUCGUCGUCGUCAGCCUCUUCAUCCUCUUCAUCUCUUGCUCUGGGGCACCCACACGCCAACAUUACAUCGCCCCCAAUGCAUCACCACCACAGCCUCAACUCUCAGCAUUUGAUGAGCCAGCUCCCCAUGAGGCAUCACACAAUGAAUCCGACUGGCUUGUCUAAUGAUGUGAUGUCAUUGAAAUCGGUACAUCAUCAAGAUCCAAUGGGUGGCACUGGCGGCACGGAUGGAAAUGGUCUGAUUCUAGGCGGUGGUAUGGGUAUUUCCUCCCACAGAGGCUCAUACGAAGGGGACUUGUCUAACGGGACGAGCGGCGGGAGCGGGAUAUCAGGUGGGGAGCUGUACAACGGGAAUUAUCCCCAGUUCCUCCAGCCUGAGAUAGCCACCUCCAGCUCGCUCGUUGGCGGGCAGCAGGGGCAGUGGUCACCAUUGCCCUCUAGCGGUAGACAGGCAAACUCGGCGCUGUACCUUGACCAGGAUCAGGCUCCAAGUUUGCAGAGCUAUAUGCCUGCCCCGAGCACUCGCAUGCCCUCGCACUCCUCGCUAGACGGAUAUAAUACUAUAUUCCCUGCUUUGAGUUCUCUCUCGUCCUCGCUACCGGAGGGUGUUUCCCCGAGGACCACUCUAGCAGAUAGAGUAACACUCCCCUCCCCUUUCAGAACACAGGCCUCCGAGAACAUCAGUCUAAGAGCCAAUGGUACCAACGACCUCACGUCAGGUAACUACGUAACCCAGAGUAUUCAAACUCAUGUAGUAGGACGAAGUUAUUCCCCGUGGGCUGGAGAGCCGGGAUUCACCACGACCUCUGCACCAAGCAGCAACUCCGCCGUACCAACUACCAAGACUCCAAUCGUCAACAUCUCUCCUCCACUCUCAUACUUGAACCCCACUGUCUCUCAGCCAGCCCAAUCCAUCAUCCCCCCGGCCCUUCCACUUCCCCCGACCCUUACCUCCUACAGCACAAGCACGAGUCCCAUCUUCCCCCUCUCAUCAUCAAACAGUUCACUCCUCCCCUCGGGCCCACACAGCAGCAGCAUCCUAAACUCAAGCUUUGAUUCCUUCACCUCACAACCUCUACAAUCACUCUCUCAACAGCCAAAAUCCAUACGGAGCGACUCGGAGUCCAGCGGCGGUGGAGCAAACACGAGUGGGACGAGCGGAAGCAGUGGGACUAGCGCUAGCGCUAGUGGUAGCGGCAUAGGAAGCGCAUGUACUGCUAUAGGCACUACUGCCAGCACAAGCAAUCCCAAGAUGAAUACUCCCGCACCGAUAAUGCGCACGAGCUCGACUUCUAGCUCAGGGUGCUCGCCGGCGUACUCGAGGUCGAGCGCUGGAGGACACUCUGACUAUGCGUCAAAAUUGUUCCCGGAUCACAUGGCUGAC